CAGCCUACGAGGGAGGAGCCUUUUCGACUGUGCUGCGACUUGUGCUUCAUUUUUACCUUCUAAAAUCAAGCCGGGAAAGAAUGUACUGCUCGUUGCUGUUUGUUUCUCUAGUAUCGUGUAUUUUUUAGCGUUUCAACUGGAUGUGCAUUUUACAUUUUGCUGUUGUGGAGACGAUAUAGGCCAGAAAAACAGAAAGUCUUUUUCUUUAAUAUGACUAAGGCUGCGUAAAGUUUGGUCUGGAAAUGACGACGAAAGACAUCGCAGAUAUAAACAGAUGAACCGAUGAAUUUUGUUAAUCGCUGCUUGAUUUAAACAAGUCUGAUCGACUUUGUUUUGAUAACAAUAAUGGCCACGUUUGGAGACGACGUGCCCAGCACGCUGGGAUCCGGGGAUGGGGGAUCGGAUAACAUCAUGGACUGUCAGGGAUCGGCGAUGCCUCCAGGUGGGAUGGAGACACUUAAGCAAGCCAAAGCCCAGAGAGCCCGCACCAUGGCCCUGUACAACCCAAUACCUGUCAGACAAAACUGUUUAACCGUCAACAGAUCCCUCUUCAUCUUCGCGGAAAACAACAUAAUUAGAAAAUACGCAAGGAAGAUUAUAGAAUGGCCUCCGUUUGAGUACAUGAUCCUGGCCACUAUCAUUGCUAACUGCAUCGUUCUGGCACUGGAGCAGCAUUUGCCUGGAGAGGACAAAACCCCCAUGUCAAAGAGACUGGAAAAAACAGAGCCCUACUUUAUUGGGAUCUUCUGCUUUGAAGCGGGGAUCAAGCUUGUAGCUUUGGGAUUUGUGUUCCACAAGGGCUCCUACCUGAGGAAUGGCUGGAAUGUCAUGGACUUUAUUGUGGUGCUCAGUGGGAUUUUGGCUACUGCAGGGGCACAUAUGAACAUCCCCGUGGACCUGCGGACCCUCAGGGCGGUACGAGUCCUCAGGCCCCUCAAACUUGUUUCUGGGAUCCCUAGCUUGCAGAUAGUCCUGAAGUCUAUAAUCAAGGCCAUGGUGCCACUGCUGCAGAUCGGCCUCCUGCUCUUCUUUGCCAUCCUCAUGUUUGCGAUCAUUGGCCUGGAGUUCUAUAGCGGGAAGCUGCAUCACACCUGCAUUCCCUCACAAAACAUUCUGGAGAAUGAGACAGUGGAUUCCUCAGAGGUAGAAUUUGCCUGUGGAGUGAGGAAGUGUCCAGACAAGUAUGACUGUAUCGGCACCUGGAUUGGACCGAAUGAUGGCAUCACCCAGUUUGACAACAUCUUGUUCGCUGUGCUGACUGUUUUUCAGUGCAUCACAAUGGAGGGUUGGACUGCAGUCCUCUACAAUACAAACGAUGCCCUUGGCCCCACAUGGAAUUGGAUUUAUUUUAUCCCUCUUAUAAUAAUUGGCUCAUUCUUUGUGCUGAAUCUGGUUUUGGGAGUCCUGUCAGGAGAAUUUGCCAAAGAGAGGGAAAGAGUGGAGAAUCGCAGGGCCUUUAUGAAGCUCCGCAGACAACAGCAAGUGGAGAGGGAGCUGAAUGGUUACCGUGCCUGGAUCGACCGUGCAGAAGAGGUAAUGCUAGCAGAAGAAAACAAAAGUUCUGGAACUUCUGCUUUAGACGUGUUGAAGAGAGCCACCAGCAAGAAGAGUCGCAUGGAAGCAGGCCGGCGUGGCCCGGGGGAGGGCAAGUAUGCCGACAUGGCUGGUUCCAGAGCACGGGUUAACAUCAGGAGCGCCAGGAGGGGCCCCGCAGCCUACUUCCGUCGCAAGGAGCGCAUGCUGCGCAUCUCGAUUCGCCGCAUGGUGAAGACACACACUUUUUAUUGGACUGUGCUCAGCCUGGUGGCCCUCAACACACUCUGCGUUGCCAUCGUGCACCAUAAUCAGCCAGAGUGGCUGUCCAUCUUCCUGUACUAUGCAGAAUUUGUCUUUCUGGGUCUGUUUCUCAUGGAGAUGUUCUUAAAGAUGUAUGGUCUGGGACCCAGGCUUUACUUCCACUCAUCUUUUAACUGCUUUGACUGUGGAGUGAUUGUGGGGAGCAUAUUCGAGGUGGUGUGGGGCUUCUUCCGACCUGGCAUGUCCUUUGGAAUCAGUGUCCUGCGAGCUCUGCGCCUGCUCAGAAUCUUCAAGAUCACUAAAUAUUGGGCGUCUCUGAGGAACCUGGUUGUAUCCCUGAUGAGUUCCAUGAAGUCCAUUAUCAGCCUUUUGUUCCUGCUCUUUCUCUUCAUAGUGGUCUUUGCACUGCUGGGUAUGCAGCUGUUUGGUGGAAGGUUCAUAUUUGAAGAUUACACCCCUACAAAUUUUGAUACAUUUCCAGCAGCAAUUAUGACUGUAUUUCAGAUCCUGACUGGUGAAGACUGGAAUGAGGUCAUGUACAACGGCAUUCGCUCUCAAGGUGGUGUACAGUCAGGAAUGUGGUCAUCUAUAUACUUCAUUGUGCUCACACUCUUUGGAAAUUACACGCUGCUCAAUGUGUUUUUGGCCAUCGCCGUGGAUAACCUUGCCAAUGCUCAGGAGCUGACAAAGGAGGAAGAGGAAGAAGAGGAGAUUUUCAAUCAGAAACAUGCUUUGCAGAAAGCCAAGGAGGUCGGCCCGAUGUCCUCCCUGAUGUCAGACAGGAGGAGGCGGCCAUACCUGUACAGGAAGCGGGCCAUUCACAGAAGCCGUCCUGCCUAUGUUGCCGAGACAGAGGCGGAGGACCAAGCUGACGGGGGAGACGAGCAGCAGUUCAAUGCCUCUAACUCUUUCGUGACCAGGAGAGACAGGAGGAAACGGAUAUCCAUGUCGGUGUGGGAACAGAGAGCCAACCAGCUGCGCAAACGCAGGCAGAUGGCCAGCCGGGAAGUCCUGUUCAGCAGCCCCAGCGAGGAGCUGGACACCCCAGGCAGUUGCCACCAUCAGCGCAAGGGCACCUACACAUCCAGCGCCAGCUUGCGCCGGCUUCCGGAGUCCCCCGUGUCUACGGGCAUGCCUCUACCAGAAUCGCCUAUGUCGGUGGCCAUGCCACUCCCUGAGCCCCCCAUGUCCAUCCCCGAGCCCCCCAUGUCCAUCCCUGAGCCCCCCAUGUCUAUCAUCAUGCCCCCACCAGACAACCCAUUAGCCAUGUCACUUCCUAACCCUUCAGAAUCAAAGUCGUUGCCUUUACCAGGGCCAGAAGAUAGGUUAGCCGUGACAAACCAUUGCCACCUGUCGCAGGAGGGCUGGAGGAGUCCCCGCUCUGGCGAGAGACGGCAGCGGGGGGCUCGCAGGUUCCGACCACCCUCUGGGAAUACCUUAGCCCCUGAGGAUGGAACACGACCCAGGAAGCAUCGGCACCGGGAGUCCCGGUCUGAUGGCAGGGCCAGAGAGGCCCACAAGGAGAGUCAUCAUGCUGCUAGCCAGGAAAGGAGGCCCCCUGAAGAGAAAGAGGAUGCAGAGGCUGAGGAAGGAGACACUCAGACAGUGAAAGAUGAGGAGCAGCAGAGGUUAAAUGAUGCCACUGGGGAAUUUCCUGCAUUUGCUGACCUCUCAGAGACUAAGCCCAUGUUGCCCUCUGCACAUGUGCUGGAGCUGGAGGAGAGCCAGAACGCUAGUCCACAACUCAUGGAGGAAGCCGGCAUGGCAGUUCUGGACAUCAACAUGACUAUGGGAGACAGUGAGAACAAUCCUAGCUCCCUGAAUCGUGAGGGCUUGAACUCGAACACCAGUGUGGUUAUCGAGGUACCUGGGGCUCAGCCGCUGAUGGAGCUGACACCUAUGACAGUGAACAGUAAAGAUAUUGAAGCUGCCAAUUCUGAUAAAGAGAAAGAAGAAGAGGAGGAGGAGGAGGAGGAGGAAGUAAAGACAGUACCCAAAGCUGUGCCGCCAGAUAGCAUGUUCAUCUUUAAGGCUACUAACCCGAUCCGACGGAUCUGUCACUAUGUGGUUACCCUGCGGUACUUUGAAAUGUCCAUUCUCCUGGUCAUCGUGGCCAGUAGCAUCGCCCUGGCAGCAGAAGACCCUGUAUCGACCAACUCGGAGUGGAACAAAGUUCUUCGUUACUUUGACUAUGUCUUCACAGGAGUCUUCACCUUUGAAAUGAUAAUUAAGAUGAUCGACCAGGGUCUGAUCCUGCAUGACGGCUCGUAUUUUCGUGAUUUGUGGAACAUCCUGGACUUUAUUGUGGUUAUCGGCGCUCUGAUAGCCUUUGCCCUAACGAAUUUGAUGGGGAACAACAAAGGGCGUGACAUCAAGACCAUUAAAUCUUUACGUGUGCUACGUGUCCUGCGUCCACUGAAGACGAUAAAAAGACUACCCAAACUGAAGGCUGUGUUUGAUUGUGUGGUUACCUCCCUGAAGAAUGUAUUCAAUAUCCUCAUAGUCUACAAGCUCUUCAUGUUCAUAUUCGCCGUUAUUGCUGUGCAACUCUUCAAAGGGAAGUUCUUCUACUGCACAGAUGGGUCUAAGGACACCCAAAAGGAGUGUCAGGGCUACUAUAUUGAUUAUGAGAAGGACAAGAAGGAAGUGAAAAAGCGAGAAUGGAAGAGACAUGAGUUCCACUAUGACAACAUUGUGUGGGCUCUGCUUACCUUGUUCACUGUGUCCACUGGAGAAGGCUGGCCACAGGUUCUGCAGCAUUCAGUAGACGUGACAGAAGAAGACCGGGGACCCAGUCGGGGGAACCGCAUGGAGAUGUCCAUCUUCUACGUUGUCUACUUUGUUGUUUUCCCCUUUUUCUUUGUCAACAUCUUUGUUGCCCUCAUCAUCAUCACCUUUCAGGAGCAGGGAGACAAGAUGAUGGAGGAGUGCAGCUUAGAGAAAAAUGAGAGGGCAUGCAUAGAUUUUGCCAUCAGUGCUAAACCCCUCACUCGCUACAUGCCCCAAAACAGACAGACACUCCAGUAUCGCCUGUGGCACUUUGUGGUCUCACCUUCUUUCGAGUACACAGUGCUCACCAUGAUCGCCCUCAACACCGUUGUUCUCAUGAUGAAGUACUACUCGGCACCAACAGCAUACGACACAGUCUUGAAGCACCUGAACACUGCCUUCACUGGACUCUUUUCCCUGGAGUGCAUCCUGAAAAUUAUGGCUUUUGGCUUUUUGAACUACUUUCGAGACACUUGGAACAUUUUUGACUUUAUCACAGUCCUGGGCAGCAUCACAGAAAUUGUUGUUGACUUGCAGUCAGUGAACACCAUCAACAUGAGCUUCCUGAAGCUUUUCCGGGCAGCCAGGCUGAUCAAGCUCCUGAGACAGGGCUACACCAUCCGCAUCCUCCUCUGGACUUUUGUACAGUCUUUUAAGGCUCUUCCUUAUGUAUGUCUGCUGAUCGCCAUGCUAUUCUUUAUAUAUGCAAUUAUUGGGAUGCAGGUGUUUGGGAACAUUAAGCUGAAUGACGAAACUCACAUUAACCAGCACAACAACUUCAAGAGUUUCUUCAGUGCCCUAAUGCUGUUGUUCAGAAGUGCCACAGGCGAGUCCUGGCAAGAGAUCAUGCUGUCUUGUUUAGGGGGGCAGGAGUGUGAGCCAGAUCCCACUAUUGCCCCCCCUUUCACGUCCCCAGACCACGAGGGUGGCUGCGGCACUGAGUUUGCUUAUUUCUAUUUUGUUUCCUUCAUCUUUUUCAGCUCUUUUCUAAUGCUGAACCUGUUCGUGGCCGUGAUUAUGGAUAACUUUGAGUAUCUGACACGAGAUUCCUCCAUCCUGGGUCCUCAUCAUCUGGAUGAGUUUGUGCGCAUAUGGGGGGAAUACGACCGUGCAGCAUGUGGCCGCAUUCAUUAUACUGCCAUGUAUGAGAUGCUGACCCACAUGUCGCCACCUCUAGGCCUUGGCAAGAAAUGCCCCUCCAAAAUUGCUUAUAAGCGCCUGGUGCUUAUGAACAUGCCAGUGGAUGAGGACAGGACUGUACACUUUACAUCUACUCUAAUGGCUUUAAUCAGAACUGCUCUGGAAAUCAAAAUAGCCAGAGGAGGGGAAGAUCGUGGACAGCUUGACACAGAACUGCAGAAGGAGAUCAGUGUCAUCUGGCCUCAUCUUUCUCAGAAGACCCUGGACACACUGGUGCCAGUGAGCAAACCUGACGACAUGACCAUUGGGAAGAUCUAUGCAUCGAUGAUGAUCAUGGAUUAUUACAAGCAAAGCAAAGCAAAGAAGCUGAGGCAAAAAUUGGAGGAGCAGAAACCUGCUCCGAUGUUCCAACAAAUGGAUGCAUCUUCUCUUCCCCAGGACAUUCUGUCUGGCCCAUUCCUGUCUCACAGUGCCGGAUCCGCCCUUACAAGGGGGGGCUUUGUAGCUCUCAGCCCCAUCUCCCAGGAGCUCUUCAUGCAGCCUGUGUCAUCUGACGUCGAGGAUAACGAAGGCUUCCAUGGGUACCAGUCUCUGGGUGUGAUGGAUCGCAGCUCGAUGAAGAGAUCCUUUUCCACGAUCACGGACCAACGCGUCAAUGGGUUGUGGCUAGAUGAGCACUCCUUCAAGAGGGACAGCCCCGAUCGGACAUACAGACCUCGACAAAAGAGCUAUAAAGGUUCCAGGUCAGAGCACUGGCAACAAGGAGACAGGGAGCGGGGGCGGUCCAAGGAGCGGCUCCACCUGCUGUCUCCCGAUGUGUCCCGCUGCAGCUCUGAGGAGCGCAGCCAGCAGCGGUCCCGCUCCCCAAGUGAGAGCCAGGCCCAUGCAGCCCACAAACAGGGCAACAGCUCAGAUAGUCCAGUCCCGUCCACAUCAGAGUCCAGCACUCCCAGCAGCCGCCGUCAUGGGCAGACACCUCCACGAGCCCGCCCCCACAUUUCUUACUCCCCACUCGUGUGCCACACUCAUUCCUGUUCACCUGCAGACGAUGGUCCAAGGACCCUAGAGUCAGAAUGUGUUGACACCCCGUGGGAGGAUGAAGGAGAUGAGGCCUCCGACGUUGGGCAGGUGGCAGCAGGCAGCCACGGUUCCAUACCUCACCAAUACCUGACCAUGCAGGAUGAUGGCAACAACAGCCCCGACUCAGCUGGCGUGGAGGAGACAUUAACCUUUGAGGCAGCCGUGGCAACAAGCUUGGGCCGUUCCAACACCAUUAGUUCUGCUUCCCAGAUGCGACAGCGCUGGCAGGUCCCCAAUGGCCAUUUCCGGAAACGCCUGACCCAGGCAAGCUCCCUGGCAGGCUGCGAGCUCUUCGGCGAAACCAAUGAGUAGGGCUGCUGCUUGGAGCCAACAGAUUAAGAGGGGAGAGAUGUUCAGCACAUGGGUGGAAAAGAAAAAGGGAAAUUUAUUACAAAUCAGUGAAAAGUUUAACUUGGUGGAGAGUGUGGCAGAUAUAAAUAUACAAUUUUACCCAUUUUGAUGAGUCUAUAAAGUCUCAGUAGAGGUAUCUCCACAGUAUUUUUCCCAGCAUAUAAUAUACUGUGUCAUGAUUAACAAUACAAUAACGGGGACACAAGGGAAAUAAUGUACUGUGUGAAACUUUGUGGAAAUUUCUGUAUUCAGCCAAUUUUUCUGCAGCUUAUGGAGUGAAAAACCAAGGGCUGUAUAAAAUAGCAUCUAAGCUAAUUACUGACAAAUUUACUUCAUUAUAUUGUUGGAGAUGUAACAGUUUAGACAGGACCAAGUGGUUGCUAAUUAAGUCUCGAGUAAGGACAAGCAUGGCAGCCUUAAGCUGGUUAAAUUAGUUCAGCACCUUAAAGUAAUUUGUGAUUUUGGUUGUUUCAAGAAAGCAUAUAGCUUGUUCUGUAAAGGAACUUCUUUACAAAUAUGGAACUUCUAGGUGUUUUAGGUAUUUAAUGAUAAAUUAGUCAAGAGCAAUUGCAGCGUGUGGCUCAGUGGGCUAAGCCUGUGUCCUUUUAAUCAGAAGGUCGCAGGUUUGAACCCAGCCUCAGUACAUCUGCGGGUCCUUGAGCAAGACCCUUAACCCCCAGUUCCCUGGGCGCCGCUACGGGUGGCAGCCCUUCGCGGUCAACUUACUCCACAAAAGAGCAAGUUGAGGGAGGCGUAAAGAUAAUUUCCCUCCAGGGGAUCAAUAAAGUAUCAAUUAGCUUCCCCUUUAAUAGGCAAAGGAGCCUGAAAGAUAGGAAAGUUACAGCAUGUGUCAUAACAGAACAGAUCUCCCUUCUUCCUCUACAAUGACAACAGAGUCCAGAUAGCAGUGUUUCUGUUUUCUUCCAUUACUCAGUGUGCCAUGUGACUGGAUACUGCAUGUUCAAUUCUAUGAGAACCUUGCUAAAUUCCAGCCCUGCUGUAAAGUUAUGCUUCAUUGUACAGCAAGACUUGGCUGUUGAUCGAUAUGACAACACUAACUUGAGACAUAGGAUUAAAAAAAGCCAUGUUACUUUGUAAAUAUAAUGAAGUGCAUUUGGUCAUUAUCAUUUUUAAUGUCUUUCCCUCAAAAUUAUUAUAUUUGCAACUAGAAACUGGAGCCAAUUCCAUAAAAUUAAUAUUAAUUUAUUCUUUCAGAGGCCUCCCUUAUCAUACUUCAAACUCUUCUUUAUUAUUUAAUGGUGUUUCCUGUAAUUUUGAUGCAAAGGCAAGUACUGUACUGUAUGACAAUUUUGGUAAAAUAGCUUUAAUCUGAUAAAGUUACUUUUUUUGCAUAUGGAAUACUCUAGUGGAAAUUGUUAAUACUAUUAUUUUUUACAACAUACCUGAUUUUAAACACAUGACAAGUCUGGGGAUUUGAUUGAUACAUGAUUUUUUUCUUAAUAUCCAGUAUAUCAUAUGAUGAACAUUUGUAAAUAAACCAUAGAGAUCCAACUCAGUGGAAGAAAGUGAAACCACUCAGAUUAAGGAGACAGAUUUCAUUUCGUUCUUAUUGGAAAGACAUAUUAUUCAAAUUAUUCCGGUAUUUUUCUCACAUGGGAUUAGUCUAGGAAACAAAGUUAAUAAAGGAAACCUGAUUUGACCAAUAUGCCAAACCAUAUAUUUAUGGAGAGGUGAGCUGAGAUGAAAUAUAUUGAAAACAGAAGGAAGUUAAGCCAUUCAGGUAAGUCUGAAAUGAAGUUUUAGCUUCACUGGUGACAAGUGAUGGUGGAACUUUCCUUAACAGAGAUACUCUUUUUUAUAACCUCUGGUAAGUGUAAGGAAAUGUGAUUUUGUAAGUCUUUAGUUUUUUAUGUUCUUUAUGAUUCUGUGCCCCCCUAAAAUGUAGGACAAUUUUGCUUUGAUUUGGUUAUCAGAAAACAGCACAGGAAUUUUGUUCAAUAUCAAAUCCGUGCAGUAUGUAAAGCAAAUCUACAUUACCGUGUAUGUUUUGGUCUCAAUUUCAUCAAAAUGUUAGAUAUAUUUUGGAUUUUAUACAAGCAUUACACCUUUGUAAAUUUUCUUUUUUAAUGUGAUGAUUGCAGAAAAAAACAUAACAUUUUAUUGCAAAAGAGUAUAUUAUUUCAUUGAUCUUCCUAUUCCUAAAAGUAUUUAUAAAUAUCCUUCUAUCAAGUUGUUCAAAACAUAUAUGGCAAAACUGGAAGUCACCUCCUCUGUUAUGUAUAUGCAGACAAUUCCUACAAGAAAGUAUUACUCUCUAUAUUUACUGAUUUUUGUAAGACUGUCAAUAACUCUGCUGUACUUCAUGUUGGGAACAAGCUGGAGCCUAGAGUGUUUUCAGUCUCUCAGUCUCAUAUGUACGUCUGUCUAUGUGUCCAUCUGCCCAUCCUUCUUACUAUCUAUAUAUGUAUAAUUUAUUUAUUGGAUGUACUAUUUUAGGAUGUUUACACUAUUACAAAUGUUCUAUUUUAAAUUAUUGGAAAUUGCCUAUUAUUGAGAAUGGCUUUGAAUAGUGUGCACUGAAGCAAAUAACAUUGAUUUUCCGACAAAGAGCCAACAUUCCUAGACCUGAAUUGUGUGUGUAUGUG
This is a messenger RNA of Brienomyrus brachyistius, 9743 nucleotides long. Its product is annotated as voltage-dependent R-type calcium channel subunit alpha-1E-like. NCBI's taxonomy places the organism in Eukaryota, Metazoa, Chordata, Actinopteri, Osteoglossiformes, Mormyridae. The transcript is spliced from 47 exons. Gene Ontology annotation, cellular component: voltage-gated calcium channel complex; neuronal cell body; membrane. The record is from RefSeq and is a predicted model, not a curated record. Gene Ontology annotation, molecular function: high voltage-gated calcium channel activity. The coding region runs from base 346 to 7098 and encodes 2250 amino acids. Gene Ontology annotation, biological process: chemical synaptic transmission; calcium ion import across plasma membrane.